Fundulus heteroclitus (mummichog) is the source of this 1789-nucleotide messenger RNA. RefSeq lists its product as uncharacterized. The transcript has 5 exons. The coding region runs from base 129 to 1430 and encodes 433 amino acids. The record is from RefSeq and is a predicted model, not a curated record. Lineage: Eukaryota; Metazoa; Chordata; Actinopteri; Cyprinodontiformes; Fundulidae.
GAAGAAGAAGAAGAAGAAGAAGAAGAAGAAGAAGAAGUAAAAACAAUAACGCAUAGGUCUUUGGUGCACUUUUUUUUAUUUCCUGCGUGUUUUGUUCCACCUCCAAAACAAAUAAAAUAAGCGAAAAAAUGGAAGGCAGGGAAUGCUGCGUGAAGAAUUGUGACAAUAGUUCCCACGACCACUGUGGCAGGAUGCUCCCGAUCGGCCUGAGCUUCCACUGCUUCCCUGCGUGGAGGACGAAGGAAGGCUCCCUCAUAUCGGAGCUGACGAGGCGGCGGAGGGCCGCCUGGGUGGCCGCCGUGGGCCGCAGAGACAUCACCUUCGACUGCAUCCCGUCCUCCAUGAGAGUCUGCUCCAGACACUUUGUCUCCGGAAAACCAGCUUAUGAGAUGCUGGACUCGGAUCCUGACUGGGUUCCAUCUCUACACCUGGGUCACAAUGUCGAUGACGAUGAAGGCGAAGGAAAGUCCAGGACGAAAAGACGAAAGCUGCUUUCUGGGGAGACCCCAGCAGAAGCAGACGGGGUUGCUGAAGUCAGGAAACCUGCGCCGCCUCCUUGGAAGGAGGUGAAAUCCGCUCUGCAGUGUCUCCUUCAGAGCAAAGCCGCCGUCACUCAGCAGUCCGCAGACGGAGCGCAGAACCGAGCUGCUGGGAGGAGGACCGACGCCAGCUUCCGGGACUUCUUCAGGAACGCUCUGGAGUCGUCUCUGGAGGCCUCCAUCCAGUCCAGAGCUCGCUCCAGGGCUCAGUCAUCGUCCGCAGAGUUCGAAGUGAAGCUGAACUUCAAGCUUCCGCCUCCCGACGGAGAACCGGCGACCGGCGCAGACGACUUCUCCUUCUCCUCCUCCGGCUGUGCCAACUGCUCCCGGAUGCUCGGGAGGAUUGCGGAGCUGGAGCACAAGCUGUUUGAGCUCAACGCCAGGCAGCAGCAUGCUAAUGGCGACGGGACCGGGACCGGACCGGACCAGCGCCGACACGGUUCUGAGCGGGACCAGAACACGUAUGAGUUGACGGGUCGUGUUCAACGGGUCGAGCUCCAGGACAUCAGCAGUGACAGCGAGCCGGACUCUGAAGCCGCUCCCUUCAGCUCUGAAUCGUCCUCCUCCUCCUCCGACUCAGACUGCGCUCCCUCCACCUCCCGCCCUCCUCCUCCUCCUCGUCCUCGUCUCCUCUUCAGGAGCGAGUGGCUGGAGGACUUCUCCUUCCUCCGGUACUCCCCCUCCCUCAACCUCAUGUGGUGCCACGUGUGCCGCGUUCACGCCGACCCAAUUCACAGGAAUUGGCGUCUGAUCAGAGGCUCGAAUCAUUUCACUAAGAAAGCCAUCAUGAAGCACUCGAGCUCUUCUUACCAUCAGCAGAACGUGAAACGCUUCCUGUGGAGCAGCGGGAAUCUGCCGGGCAAUCCGUCGGAUCGGAGAUCCACCUGCUGAGGUUCUGAGCUCGGGUUGGAGUCAUAAUGUUCACCAGGAUCGCUCCGAUUAGGAUUUGAUCAGAGCAAAGGAAGUCGUUUUGUUCUCUGCCUGUGAAGAAGCCGGUUAAGACCUGGUCGGAGUUUUCUGCAGUGCUGAGAGAUCGGACCAAUCAGAGGAGACAGCUUGGUUCCUGAGAUCCACUUUCAGAGUGACGGAGCAUUUUAAAGGAUCACCUUGAUGGAGAACCUCGUCAGUCGCUCAUCUUCAUCAUCGGCUGCACCUUCAGCACCAAGCGGUCCAUCUGGGUUUGAUUGUUGUAUAACCGUCUGCAAAGACUUUUUAUUUUUUACUAAUUAAAAUCUGACCUGCGCACAUAA